AUGAAGCCGGCCAAACCUGUGGCGGCAGACACGGCAUCGCAUCGAAGAUCACAGCCCGCUCGCCAGGCACGAACCAAUCCUUCACGGAGCUCCGCCAAAGCUGGUAGAGCCGGUGACGGUAGAGGCCCUGUCAACGGCCAUCCCUUGGGCAACCAGCCCAUCGAGAUAUUCCCUGCCAUUACCCAUUUUGCUGAUACAAUCUCGGCCCUCCCCAAGGAGCUUGUGCGGCACUUCACCCUCCUCAAGGAAGUCGACGCCAAGAUUUUCGCUCCCCAAGAACAGCUCUUCCAGCUGGUCGCCGCCAUCUCCAACUCGUCCCUGUCCGAAGUCAGAGCCAACAAUGACGCCCCAGGUACGGCGCAACCAUCGUCCGCCCCCAUGAGCACGCAGAAUAGCUCCAGCGGCAUGCCUUUGAAUCUCGCCCGUGCCUCCUCAGCUCCGUCGCUCAACGACGCCAGUGCCGCGCCCACCAGCGUCUUCGACUCGUCCAACAUUCCGCGCCGACAGCUCUUCCGGCAGACGGCAUUCAAGGUCCAAGAGAUGCUGGUCUCGCUGGAAGAAAAGAACCACGUGCUCUCCACCGCGAACGAGGCACUGUCACGACAGCUUGCGCGAGCCGAAGAUGUGUGGCCCUAUUUGGAAAACGAAUUCAGUAACGAGGCGAAAUGGGGCAGCACCACGCACUGGGCCUAUCCCGAGAAUCGAACUGGUAGCAAAGUGUCUCACGCCGAGAGGGCUCGCCGCGACGGUGCUGCGGCAAUCUCAGCCGCCGCCCAGGCACUCGCGGAGGAAGCGGCCGCUAGAAGUGACGCCCGAAAGCAAGCUGUGCAAGCAAAAAGGGGCCUGAAGAAUCAGCAGCAAGACUCUGACGCCGACGAUCUAGAGGCUCGCCAGAAGGAGCCGCCCAAGAAGGCCACAGCCAAGUCCCGGAAGGCCGUCGCGGCCGAUACAAACACCACGGGAUUGGGCAUUUCAGCUUCGACUGCCAAUGGCAACCCGCCCCCAAAGAGGAGGAAAGUAGAGAAAACGAUCAACGGGGGCAACGCGGCCACUGGAGGCUCCAUGAGCACCGUGCUUGGUGCAAAUGCCCCAAAGCCAAAGGCUGGCAGCCCCAGAGGGACUCCCGGGCCGGAGGGGGCCAAGAAACGUAAAGCCUUGCCAACGGGCAGUGGACAGGCGAAAAAGAAGAACGGCAUGUCACCCUCGGUCACGUCGUCUCCCAUGAUGGGAACAAUCCCCGAUGCGAAAGCGCCGAGUCGAGCAUCGCCGCCUCCGACCACCAGCGCGCCUCGCCCAGCAUCGUCCCGUGCCCGACAGAACUCGAUACAGUCCAAUGUUGACAAUGGAAAAGCCCGACCGACGUCGUCGGCCGCGAACAAACCCAAUGGCAACGGCAGCCAAGACACAGCUGAAAUGGCCUCAGUCGCAGCAUUUCCUCGAGCUGCGCAGGAAGCAAAACCAGCCAAGGAAGCCAGCAGUGCACCCGCCAAGACGGAACCUGUCAAGAAGGAAAGCGACCGGCCCGAGGCGUCCAGCAACUCUACGCCCACCCUGGCGAAAAAGGACACCAAACCAGACGAGCCCGACGGGAAAAGCGAGCCUGUCCCCCCACAGGCGACCUCGGCCGCGGUCACUACGAAAAGCGGCAGAGCGAGCAAACCGUCGACACCGGCAUUGUCCACGUUCCAGGACGCAGCUCGCUCGCGACCGUCACGAAGCACCGAGGCCGGGGCCAGGAAGGGCCACAAGAAGAGCGGAUCCGUGGCACAAGUGGCCCUCAUACAGCAGGCUGCCGCCGACACCGACGCCAGCAGCAGCAUGCAGGGAGACGACGAAGACGGCGACAUUGACGCCGACGAACCGACGUAUUGCUACUGCAACAGCGUUAGUUAUGGCGAGAUGGUGGCCUGCGACGCCGACGACUGCAAGCGCGAAUGGUUCCACCUCGCCUGCGUAGGGCUCAAGGUUGCCCCCGGAUCGAAGACGAAAUGGUACUGCGAGGACUGCAAGGACCGCCUGAAAAUGGGGACCAAGAAGUCUGGCGGGCGCUAG
Metarhizium album ARSEF 1941 is the source of this 2052-nucleotide messenger RNA. Its product is annotated as p33ING1b (ING1) protein. Lineage: Eukaryota; Fungi; Ascomycota; Sordariomycetes; Hypocreales; Clavicipitaceae. The transcript has 3 exons. Gene Ontology annotation, biological process: regulation of DNA-templated transcription. Gene Ontology annotation, cellular component: Rpd3L complex; nucleus; Rpd3L-Expanded complex. The record is from RefSeq and is a predicted model, not a curated record. The coding region runs from base 1 to 2052 and encodes 683 amino acids.